AUGAGUCACGAGAUCCGCACCCCCCUGAACGGCAUGAUCGCGGUGGGGCAGCUGCUGGCGGAGACCUCCCUCACCCCCGCGCAGUGGGACCUGGUCAACACCAUUCGCUGCUCGGGGGAGACACUGCUGACGCUCAUUACGGACAUUCUCGAUUUCUCCCGUAUCGAGGCCAACAAGAUGGUGCUCCACAAUGCGGUGUUCAAGCUGGAUACCGUCAUAGAGGCGGCCAUGGAGAUUGCGGGGCUGAAGGCGGCGCAGCGGAGGCUGCAGGUGGCGUACCAUGUGGCAGAGCACAUGCCACGUAUGCUGUAUGGCGAUGCCCAGAGGCUGCAGCAGAUCUUACUCAACGUCCUCAACAACGGUAUCAAGUUCACAGAGGAGGCGGGGCCGUCAGCGACGUCGCUGCUGCCAUCCACUGCGCAUCCGCCUGCGGCAACGGCGGCGACAACGACCGCGACGGCGACGGGGCCGGAGGCGGAAUGGCCAUUGCUUGUCGUACGGUUCUCCGUGCGCGAUACGGGAAUUGGCAUUGCUCCAGCCGACUUGGGCCGCCUCUUCAAUUCCUUUACGCAGGUGGACGCUUCGCCGACACGGCGGUACGGCGGCAGCGGCCUGGGCUUGGCCAUCAGCCGCAAGCUGUGCGAGGCGAUGGGUGGUCAGAUGUGGGCCGAGUCCGAGGGCCUUACGCAGGGGAGUACCUUCAGUUGGACCAUACUGUGCCGCCUG
Messenger RNA from Volvox carteri f. nagariensis, 726 nucleotides. RefSeq lists its product as uncharacterized. The transcript is spliced from 5 exons. Gene Ontology annotation, biological process: signal transduction; phosphorylation. The record is from RefSeq and is a predicted model, not a curated record. Gene Ontology annotation, molecular function: phosphorelay sensor kinase activity. The annotation marks the transcript as partial. Lineage: Eukaryota; Viridiplantae; Chlorophyta; Chlorophyceae; Chlamydomonadales; Volvocaceae.